Molecule: messenger RNA, 829 nt
Organism: Zeugodacus cucurbitae (melon fly)
Lineage: Eukaryota; Metazoa; Arthropoda; Insecta; Diptera; Tephritidae
Product: zonadhesin-like
Exons: 3
Coding region: 122-730 (202 amino acids)
Source: RefSeq, a predicted model, not a curated record
UCCCACGUGUUAAGUUUCUUCAGUAUAGAACAAAGAUAAAUAAAAAGUAUAAAACUACCACCGAACCUACGAUCAGUUAUCAGUUCCGCUUUAACCUUCGAAUCAAGAUAUAAUCACCACUAUGUCUAGAAAUUUAUUUACACUCCUUUUUGGCGCUACUCUAUUAGUCACUAUAUUUAUGAUAACUCAUGCUCAGAUGCAUGUAGUGGCUGUAUCGCAGUCCUUAAAUUUACGACUAACAACAAGCAUACCGAGUCUACCAACUAAGAGACCAAUUAUACCAACGAUAAGACCAAGUUUACCAACGAGAAGACCAAUACCGCCAACUAAGGGACCCAGACCGCCGACUAAGAGACCAAGACCACCAACCAAGAGACCAACACCACCCACCAAGAGACCAACACGAAAACCAAGUCUACCUACUGAGAGACCAAUUACGAGACGACCGAGUCCACCAACAUGGACAGUAACUUUGUCCCCAACUAGAAAACCUAGGCGGGUAAGACGGCCAAUACCACGCCCGUGCGGUGGCAUAUUAAAAUGUUCCCUAGCUGGACCAUCUAUUUGUGUGCGUAGUCGAAAUAAAAAAAUGUGUCGACGUGUGGCCAAUCAGUGCUCUUUGCGAAAGCUCAAUUGUCAGUCGCAGUCACGCAACAAUUGGUUUAUUACACAGUCGAAGCAUUGUGGUAACCUCAAAGUUGGCGGGAAAGCAGCAAAAUGUAGAGGUUAAGGAAGAAGCGUAUUAGAAUGGUAUUCCUACUUUUGCAGUCUUUAAAACUAUGACAUUUAAAUAACUAAUAAAUAAAACAAAUAAAUGUAUAUAAAAUAA